AUGAAAGAGCACGGAUCGUCCACCCAGUUGCCCAGAGUCGGGCAUUUGCCCUCCCCGCUCGCGAGGAUGCAGCUGGCACAUCAAGCCUACUUCGCUCCCUGCUCAUCAUCCUCCUCCUCCUCCUCGAGCAUGGCGUCGGGUUUUCCCACUUUCUCGACGCGCUUACAUCACCAGCCCGGCCUCGAGGUGGAACUUUCUUGGAGGGACGAGCCCGGCUCCUCCCCGAACACAAUCACAGUCGACUCACUCCACAGGCUGGGACUCGGCAUGAGCGCGCAGGCGGGGGCGUUCCCGUUUGCGGCUCCAAAGGAGGUGGUGGCGGUGGAAGAAGCGCAGCAGCAUCAUCAGCAUCAUCAGCAGCAGCAUCAUUUCCAGCAGCAGCAACAACAGGGCAGAGUCCCGCUCCUCUUUGGCGAUCUCAGCUGCGACACGCGACACACGUUCGAAGACACCUCCGAUAGAUUCGCCUUGGCUCCGGCUCCCCCUGCGCCAGGCGCGGGGGUCAUGUUCCCAUACGUGGGGCAGCAGGUGGCGGGGCCGCCCGCCUUCACCAUGGGCAGCCCCGGCCGCUACAUGGGCCCGCAGUCGGUUCUGUCGGGCGGCCCCUACGGCACCUUCCUGGCGCCUCCACCACCGCCGUCUUCGUCGUCGUCACAGCCCUUCUCCGGGUACAGCUACCCGCAGCAGUACCCGCACGGGUACCACCAGGGUGGCUCCUUCUACUCGCUGGGGCCACCGCAAGCGGGGCUGGUGCCGGGCAAGGCGCACGUGUACCUGUGCAACCGGGCGCUGUGGAUCAAAUUCCACCGCCACCAGACGGAGAUGAUCAUCACCAAGCAGGGCAGGCGAAUGUUCCCCUUCUUGAGCUUCACCGUGUCCGGCCUCGACCCCACGGCGCACUACAACAUCUUCGUGGACGUCGUUCUUGCAGACCCCAACCACUGGCGCUUCCAGGGCGGCAAGUGGGUGCCCUGCGGCAAGGCGGACACCAACGUGCAGGGGAACCGCAUGUACCUCCAUCCAGACUCGCCCAACACGGGCGCGCACUGGAUGCGCCAGGAAAUCUCUUUUGGAAAGCUGAAGCUCACCAACAACAAGGGCGGCACCAACAACACGGGACAGAUGAUCGUGUUGCAGUCGCUGCACAAGUACCAGCCGCGGCUGCACGUGGUGGAGGUGAACGAGGAGGGCGUGGAGGAUGCCACGCAGCCGGGACGAGCUCAGACCUUCACGUUCCCCGAGACGCAGUUCAUCGCGGUCACCGCCUACCAGAACACGGACAUCACGCAGCUGAAAAUCGACCACAACCCGUUCGCGAAGGGAUUUCGUGACAACUACGACUCCAUGUACCCGGGGCUGGACGCGGACCGUCUCACGCCGUCACCUCACGACGUCCCGCGGCAUCACUCGCUGCUCGGCGGACCGCGCUACGACAGCAGCUCCCUGCUCGCCGAGCGCUUCGGCUCGUCGGCGUACAGCUCGAAGCUCGCCGCGGCCGCCGCCGGCUUCUCCGACGCCGACCGCGGUGACCUGGGCGGGUGCGGGCCGGCGUCGGUCCAGCGCUGGCUCGUGGGACCGUUCCAGCAAGCGUACGAGGCGGACACUGGCGGCGUGGGAUCGGCCGGAGCGAGCAACGGCGCCGGAGUUGGCGUCGGGGUCGGGAGCGGAGCCGGGGGUUCGCUGCAGCUGCCCUACGGCCUCAAGUCGCUCGCGCUGCCCCCCAGCUCCGCGUGCUCGCUCGGCUACUACUCGAGCGACACCGCGGCGGCCGCAGCCGCGGCGGCGGCGGCCAGCGACUGGGGCAAGCCGUGGUCGAGUCGCGCUCCCCAUCACCACCACCACCAUCACCACCAUCACGCGGCCUCUCUGCAGCAGCCGUCGCCUCUGCAGCAGCAGCAGCAGUCGGGUUUGGCGACGGCGCCUUCCGCCGUGAUCGCACCCUUGGCAGGUGCGUCGCAGCCUCCGUCAACGUCGUCGACAACGUCGUCUUCGUCGUCGUCGUCGGCUGGAGGUGGCUCCAUGUUCCAGGAGCUGCAGCAGAUCGGCGCGGCCGGCCCCGUCCCGGAGCAGGAUCUGAGGCCGGACAAGUUGCUGGAGAGUCCUCCAUCCAGCAAGUCGGCAGAGUCCACGGACUCUGGGGUGUUCGAGAGCGGUGUCGGAGGGGUCGGUGGGGGCGGCAAGAAGCGGCGACUCUCGGGGGUAGACGCGGAGUGCGUGGCCGUGGCGAAGGGGGGCCCCACGGGACCCCCCGCCUCGACCGAUUUCGAAAAGAGCUGUCUGAAAGAUGUGGUGUGCUACGGCUACUACGGAGCCGAGUAGCUUCGCGGUGGUCAUUUGCCAAGCCGCGAACGCGAUGGCACAACGAUGACAUUGUAUACAACACAAACACACACACACACAUGUACAAGUACAUACAAAUGUAUACAAAAAAAUAAGGAACUGUGUUAGUAGUACACAAGCACAAACAUAGAUAUAUUAAAGAUAAACUCGCCGCAAUCGACAUUCACGCCCUUAAAUAAUGGAUCUAACACUCUCUUACAUGAGAAAACAUAUAUAGAAUGGUCCCGUUCUGAAGAAGGGUAAUUUCCUGAAACGUCGGUAUUAUAUAAUUUUUUUGUUUGUCCAGCCAGUUCAUUUGUUUUUAUUGUAAGGCAGUGUUAAUGACAAACGCAGUGGUGUUUUUGCAAGAUUUACGCGCACAUACAUACAUACAUACACACACUCAUUCUCAGUGUUGAUGGGUGGCCUCAUUCGUGUUACACGGCCUAUGCUGAUUGUACGAUGUCUCGUUGUGUUUACAAAUUUAUCGCUCUUCAUAUAUAUAGUACAUUGUGGCAGUAUUACUUUAGGUCGUUGCAAAGACGUGCUCGAUUUAUAUAUACAGUAUACGGUAUAUACACACACACACGUAUUAUUUCUGUGAGUUUUGCAAAAGAUGAGACAGAUUUCUCCUAAUAAUACGGGCGUUUGAUUUCAUGAUUUUAUUACUAGAUUGUGUUUAACGCAAACGAUAUAUCGAUUUGAAAGUGGGUGCAGUUUAAUGUAAAAUCGUCAACAUCCUUUAGAGUAAUUACCCAUGAAGUUUUCCGGAGAAAUGCGCUAAAAUAUACCGGACACUUGUAACACUAAGUGGGCAAUUCGUUAAAACAAGAAAUUGUCUUUAAGCCUUAUGUUACUAAAUACAUCGACUCCUUCCUAUUGUACAGCUUCGGCAGUAAGCAGCUCAUAUAAGACGACUACGGGGUUUUUCAAGAGACGGGAAAUCACUUUUAGAACAUAAACAUUCGAUUAUAAAAAAUAAUAAUUAUGAAAUAACUCGCAUCCCUAUCGCAAUCCAUUUCUGGAUGAAGGCCUUUCGUCGGUAGGUUGCCUGGCCAUACUUUACCACGUUGGUCAGUACCGGUUGGUGAAAGGUUAGAUAGCCUAAGACCGGUUCUGAUACCACAUAAGUCGCCCCAGUUUAUAGCGCUUAACCACUGGAGCGCCACUCCACUCCGAUCAUUUACACCUCGGCCUAUCUGUCACGGACACCACUGAUAGGUGACCUUCUUGCUGACAAAAAAAACCGCACACAGCCGCAGAGGUUUGUAAAGUGUUGCUUUGUAUUCGUGGCUGUGUGCAUAGUUACACUUAAUUAAAAACUCAAUUGCGUGAGUGGUAGCUCGCUCAUCAUAACCACGAAUGUGAUAUGUAUUCCCUUACAAAUGUGACUGCAUGCGUGCACAGUACACACACGUGUACGUAUAGAUACUACGCGUGGAUCUCACAACCGCGAGUGCAGGAGCCUGGACUCAAAAUCAAACCUGAAAAUCCAAGACAUGUAUCUCUAUCUCUCUUCUCUUUUCAAUGGUGAAAACGCGUUCGUUGUUUAUUUCGCCUGUAAUUAUGUCGAAUUCUGUUGUUUUUAAAUGCACUUUAUUUUCGCACUGUUAACCCCCGCCCCAUAACAAGAGUAACGUGUGCGACCGAUAGCUGAAUAAAACUAUCGUCAUGUGCACAGCCCAAAUAGUAAAGCGGUAGAGGACGUUCACCGCUUGUGUCGGCUGUUCGUCGGGUACACAUUUACAAAAAAAUUAAAAUUAGCCGUCAAUUACUCGAUUCAGAUGAGACGUACCAAACAUCCACACCACUGCUGGUAGACCAAUGACCCAGUUGACUCUUGCUAAUUAGACGAAUCCUGAUCCUUUGAUUUGUCACCUGGUUAAACAAGAUCAACUUGAAACUUGAGUAUCGGCUCAAGGCUGACUGGCCGCAGCACUUGAUAGGUCUAUGUCAUCUCGUUUUUGUUAUAAUAGGGGUAGGCUGUAAACUGCAGUCAAUGCACCACGGGGCUCCGACAGCCCCUAAGCACGUGUCGUCUAUUUCCAACCACAUAUAUUUAGCAUAUACAGUACAACACUUGCACGCUCGUGUACAGCCCUUUUGUCAAUACACUGCUGGAUGAGACUUCCCAAGCGUCACGUGCGGAUCACGUGGUAUAUUGGAGGGUCUAAAAUCAUUUCUAAAAUAAGUUCUAAAUGAGCUUAAGCGGAACUUUUCUCGAUAACCUGUAGCAUAAUCAAUGUUGCUCAGUCGAGCUCGUUGAAGCUCGAUCAUUGGUUGCACACACACACCCGGCUGUACGCGUGUGUGUGCGCAUGUGUGUGUGUUAGUGUAUGUGUGCAUGCAAGCAUGCCAGAUAUAUGCUAUUUUCAGGGUUAUAUCGGCGCAUAUCACCUAAUAGCAGCAGCAGCAGUGUUACAUUUGAGAAAUUAGGCUUAUUGCUGUCAAAGUGCGCCAAUUUAGUUCGCGAGCAUCAUAUUUCCGUAGCCUAUAUAAAGCGUGAUUAACACAAACAUCGUAUAGGAACAGUAUGUGUGCGCGUGCGUGUGUCGCACAUUUGAAAUCAUCUACUCUAAUGUUAACACACGCACGGUACGGUACAUAGGCGUUGUGAGGAUAGCACGCGUGCAGCGAGCGCUGUUCGAUGCUGCACCGAUGUUUUCGCUGAGCGUAUCAUCAACAUUCGGCACGUGUACAAGCAUACAACACAUAUAAUACCGCUACGGUGACUCGUAAAAUAAUAAUACUCGUAACAAUACUCAGUCAUCAUCUUCGUCGGCAUCAGCAGCCACGAUACGUUGUCCCACGUGUGGAUUAUUCUGCGAUGCAACGAUCCACCUAGCAUCUACCUGGACACGUGCUGAUUUAAUCACUCCAUCUCCUCCAUGCUCUCCGACGCGUUCCAUCUAUUUGGCUUCCUGCCACCGUCAUUUUCUUGGACAUCGAAAUACAAUAACGAUGACAGAUGGUCGAGACAAACUACGGAGUGGCAAGCCAAGGGAUGGCACGUGUCUGCUUAUUGUGUCUCAAUAAUGCUGAGUAGAAACUGCGUCCCGUCGUGAUGUUUGUUUUGCCAUAUUGGAAGGAAUUUGUGACGAAAAGAAGCAACACGAAAAUAGUUUGGCAAUUGUCCGUUAUAGUUCCAUGUAAGUGUAUGUAUGAAUAUAUGUAUUUAUUUGCGUUGAAUUAUCAUGUAAUCAAUGAGACAGUAGUGGAACUACAGCGCUGGAAAGAGAACCUGACAAUGACAACUACUGUAUAUAUACAAAAUCAUUUGGAAUUAUAUAUAGUGUCUGAAUGGGGUCAUAUCUCAAGACGAUAUACAGGAACGGCGGGGGAGGGGGAGAUUUAUUCUAUAAAGAGCAAGAGGCGAUCAGUCAAAAGACAAAAAGGUUUGUUUUGGAGCCUGGACUUGAACAGGGGUAAUGGAGUCGACAAUACGGAUUGCUUUGGGGGUUAAUCAUCAUUCGGACUUUUAUAAUUCCUAAAUUGUUUCACGCGACAGAGCGGUGUGAUCCAUGAUUUAAUCGCCAUAUCGAACAAUACGCACGCGUUCCUCCGAUUGCAAUUUCCGUCACCGUGGAAUGGCCCAUCACGGCGAUAAUGGAUGGGUUACGGCCCAUUGUUGGCACCGUUGACACUGGGGCAGGUUUCCACCAGAAAUGAAGCCAUGCGCCAACAACACGUUAGAUGUGCCUGACACCCUCGAAAUCACUGUACACCCCACGUAGUGUGUGUGUGGGCGCAAUAUACAGCGUGUGCCAUUCAAGGGUGGAGUAUGGUGACUGCAACAAGCCCGUUCCUCCUUGACGCCGUGAAUCUUGCAUGUCACAUAUCCGCGUGAAAAGUCACAGAGCCCUUAUAAUAUAAAAAAGAGUACACACAAAGAUGCCCGCAGAGCCGCCGGACAAGCUGUUGUCUAUCAAGUGCCGAUGGUUACAACAUGACACAUGGUACUCGUGCAAGGCUGGGUCGACCCAGGGGAGGUCCAAAACAGGUUCACGUAUUACUCACCUUUUGAUGUGUUAGCCACGGGCAGGCGUUGAAACCACGUCGCCGGUGCUUGUAGCACGACCGCUCCCCAAACAGACACACAUGGAGCAACGACACGAAGGGUCCCCAUGUAAUCUUGUAGACUGUUGGGGGCAUGGACCUAUUAAGGCAGGUUCGGUAUACCAGAAGAUGUUGGGGCCUCCAACCACGCUCGGCCACUUUUGCCGUCUGAUGUUCACGCUGCAUUGGCUGCUUGUUUUAAACCACACACUCACACAAAUACACACGGGUCAUAUACACGCGUCUUACCGAGUCUCCAGAGCGCAGAACGCCACUCCGAACCACGUCGUGAGCUGAGGUUUACGUGAUCACGCAGGUUAAAAGUCACGAUUUCGACUGUUCGGAAAAUGCAUCGCGGGCUUGGACGAUGGCCAAUGGUCGAGAAUAGUGACCGAGUUGCAGCCAUGGAAUGGAACGCGUCCGAGAGCACGUCCACCGAGGGAGAUGGAGCAAUUACAUCAUCUCGUUGUGUGGCUGCUGGAUGGAUUGGGGCAUUGCGAGAUCGCGGUAUAUGGCGGCGGCUUGGAGCGGGCUUCAUUCAGCAGUGGAUUGACUGUGGCGGAUUUCUAUAUGAUGUACAUUGUGUCUUAGUCCAGAUGCAUCUCACGAGUACUGGCGUUUCGGAUGUAGCACGUGCGCAUGACUAGAAAGCACCGACAACUGGGAGGGUAUACACAACCAUAUAGUAGUGUACUGUAAUGGUUACAUUAUAGAAGACGGUCAAAUGCAGGGGGAAAGACGUUGGGUAUUCAGCCUAGACUUCAACUGGAGCAGGGAAUCGGCAGCACGGAUUAAA
Lethenteron reissneri (Far Eastern brook lamprey) is the source of this 7171-nucleotide messenger RNA. RefSeq names its product T-box brain transcription factor 1 (gene TBR1). Gene Ontology annotation, cellular component: chromatin; nucleus. The record is from RefSeq and is a predicted model, not a curated record. Lineage: Eukaryota; Metazoa; Chordata; Hyperoartia; Petromyzontiformes; Petromyzontidae. Gene Ontology annotation, biological process: positive regulation of DNA-templated transcription; cell fate specification; regulation of transcription by RNA polymerase II. Gene Ontology annotation, molecular function: DNA-binding transcription factor activity, RNA polymerase II-specific; RNA polymerase II cis-regulatory region sequence-specific DNA binding.